UUGGCUCACAUGUUUUAAUUAAUAACUCGAUUCCAGUUAUCAUCGGGGAAAGAAUCGCAGAAUGUCCGUAUACCGUCAUACAUUGGACUGUCAUAAGCGGAAAGAGAGAGAUUGGUCGAGCGUGAAGUCCGGCCGCCUUUUGACCGCUACCUUGAUGCCCUUCGAUGACUCUGCACCGCGACAUAUCCGUUGGAGAAGAGGUCUCUGGAAAAGUGCCGAUCCUUCGUGGUAAAGAACUGCGGAAACAUCUUGUUCUGUGAACUUCAAGUGCGUCGAGACACGACGCGAGCGAUCUUAGCUCCUUUGCAGUUAUCGUCCCUGCUUUUCGUUGUCGACCGUCUCAUCCUAACUUGCUUAAAUGCAUCCUCGCGCUCUCCACAUGCUUACCCUCGCAGUGACUACGGUUGUAAGAAGUAGUUGCGACGAUAAAGUAAAAUGGUAUUCCGGAUUACGGUCCAUGCUUAAGAAUUGUCCGCUGGAGUCGCGGAACAACUCCGAGCAAGUCGAGAUUCUCGAGACCUUCAGGCGUUGCGUGCAACGGAGAGUCGUCGAUACCUUGGAUGCUCUUCUGGACGAGGAUGUCAUCGCGGUGUUCCACGGAGUCGACUUGGUACGAUUCCGCCCGAACGACGAGAACAGCACAGAAUAUAACAAAAGCAAUCCUUCCGAUGGAUCAGUUGACGACACUAGCUGGUCAAUAAUAAUCUGGAAGCGAUUGACGCACGUUCUGCGGACUCAUGCCUUCAAAGUUGACAUCGAUCACAUGUUUAAUACAGAGUCAGCUACUAAUAAUAUAUCUGAGCCGGAUUUGGAUAGUAACGCUGUUCAAGGUCGAAGACGUCGAAAUCGCCGCCGGCAUCAAUUUCUGCCGAUGAUGAUGUUGGGCUUGCUGUUUAUGGGCUCGAUUUUGAUACCGAUGGGCUUUCAGUUUCUCGCUGUGCUGGGCGGCAAGGCCUUGAUUCUCGCCAAAAUGGCCCUCAUACUAUCCAGCAUACAAGGUCUGAAGAAAAUCGCGACCAGCGGCAUUAAUUAUGGACUAUAUCACUCUCCGGAAGCCUGGCACGACAGGAGUCAUCAGGUGUUUCCCGAGGAGGAAGAACAUUACCCAAUAUAUGUGCCUCCGCACGUUUAGAUCUUCUUCGAGUUAUAUUUUUAGAACAAAACAGAUCGUACAAUGUAUGAAUCCGCGCGACGCAUGAAUCCAGACAGCGUAAAUGUCUAAAAGACGUCUCAGAGACAUACAGGGUGUCUCAAAAGUAAC
Molecule: messenger RNA, 1261 nt
Organism: Harpegnathos saltator (Jerdon's jumping ant)
Lineage: Eukaryota; Metazoa; Arthropoda; Insecta; Hymenoptera; Formicidae
Gene: Osi23
Product: DUF1676 domain-containing protein Osi23
Exons: 6
Coding region: 359-1132 (257 amino acids)
Cellular component (GO): membrane
Source: RefSeq, a predicted model, not a curated record